Symsagittifera roscoffensis is the source of this 1317-nucleotide messenger RNA. RefSeq lists its product as uncharacterized. Bases 289 to 1185 code for a protein of 298 amino acids. Gene Ontology annotation, cellular component: plasma membrane. NCBI's taxonomy places the organism in Eukaryota, Metazoa, Xenacoelomorpha, Acoela, Convolutidae. The record is from RefSeq and is a predicted model, not a curated record. Gene Ontology annotation, biological process: neuron projection development. The transcript has 9 exons.
UUUUACUUUAAUCCCAAAAUUCCACGUUGCUUUUUUCGUUCCAUUUUUUCUUAACAGCAGUAAAAACAUUUGCGUGCUCGCUGUGUGCAGUUCCUCAACAUCGCUAAUUCGAUUUUUAUUUCCCUGCCAAAUAACGCGUGAAUUUUCCCAUUCAUUUUCUUUCAAAGACAGAGUGUUACGAUUUAACUCAAUUUUACUUGUUAUUUAUUGACUUAGAAAGGUAUUUCGGUCAGCCAGUCUUAGCCCGCAGUUUGCAUCCAGAAAAGAACGAGCAAAAAAGACAGACAGAUGAGUGACAAUCGCAGGUACGGGGGAGGGGCUAAUGGGGGAGUGCCCCCUCCUUAUGACGUCGCCCACAGGAUCUACAGCAAUCCAGCGGCGGGGGGAAACGACACCGUCUACUACAACGACCAGUCUGAAGAAGGUGGCUGCUGCAGCUGUUUGGGUAGAGUUCCCUGGCUGACUCUUCUGGGGGUGAUUCUGGUCGCAGUCGGGUCCUCCUUCCUUAUGCUCGGUUACAAGACAUUCGCACCCGGAGUAUACGACACAUACGAGGCAGUUAACUUCAAACCAGUCAUGGAAAAGGAAUGGUCAAAAAAGACAGCAGACUUCAUUGAAAAGGAGGCGGAGCAAGGAAAAGACUCCUACUACAGUCCGGAGAACCCCCAGUACAUAAUACUGGACUCGUGUCUGGCAGGCGCUGGCUCUCUGUUUCUGCUGGUGGUGGCUCUCAUGAGCAGUGGACUCACGAGGAAGCACUGUUGUGAGGCGAGGUCAUGUUGCCAGGGAUACUGUCUCUUUGUACACUUCACGACGGGUCUGGUGGUGAUGAUUCUGAUGUUGGCCUUCUUCUCUCUCUCCCUCCUCCUCAUCCUCCCCCUUCUCUUUUCCCUCUUCCUGGACGACUCUUGCGCCCCCAACCAGACCACCCGGCCAUGCUUCAACUCCAUGACAUUCGGUCUCACUCUGUCUUCCGAUACUACGUAUAAUGGAACCCAGAUAUGCUUCGGAGACGACGGAUUCUGCCCACGGCUGGAUAACUUGCAAAGAGGUUUCAUCUAUUGGUGUUCAGGUGGAUUCGGGGCCGCCCUUGGAAUGAUCAUUGUACUGAUGUCACACGCGGCCAAUUUCGCCCAUUUCUGGGACAUGAAAAAGAAUGAAAGCGAAGAAAAAUACGUCUUCUAGGCUCACUAAAACCUCUUUCUGCAUUUUAUAUUAAUUAAUGUGAUACCAUGUAUGGAGUAGGCUAUUUUUCUCUCCCCCCCCCCUCACCUCAUAUGAGCAUCAAUAUUAGUGUAAGGAGUGGCUUUACAAGGU